AUGCUGGACGUCAACGGACUCGCCCGCGCGCUCGACGGCGUGCGCCAUCUCGUGGUGCGACGCGAUGCGCGGUCUGGAGACCCGUCGUCGUCCGCGAACGAUGGGUCGAGCGACGGGGAGGAGGAUAACGUCGGACGCAUCGAAUCCGUGCUCGCUGGUAACGACCAAGGAUGGCACUUACGAGUUAAUCGCGUCGAAAGAGGGAAACUCAGGGCGUCGUACGCCGUCGCGCACGCUCGUGGUGUGCCCGUGCGUGCGCAGCCGCACAUCGACAGUGCCGUCUUGCGUUACUUUCGACGCGGGGAAGUCGUCGUCGGCGUGUCGCUGACGUCGGACGGUUGGCUCGAGCUCGCGGGAGAGGACGCGAGCGGGGCGAACGUCGAAGGAAGCGCUGGAUGGAUGCUGACAGAACACAGAGAACACGGGAUUUUGCUGAAACGCGUCGGUGGGAUCGAAUUGCCCAGAACGACGAUGCGCCUCGCGGCGGCGGAGGCGGUACUAAGCGUCGAUCAUACUCACCUACCGCUGCAACGUGGCGCGCACACGUUUCGAGUGACGCACUCUCCGUUCGUCGCGGUUCGAGCUGCACCAUCUAUGUCAUCGAGCAUAAUAGGACAUAAAACGGAGAGUCAGCUCGUCGUCGCGAACGCGCGGCGAGGAGAUUGGAUCCGGUGUGUCGAUUCAGACAACGGACCGCGAGCAAAAGAUUGUUCAACUGUUCACGAACGGUGGAUGCUCACCGUCCAUCCAGAGAUUGGUAGAUUACUCAGGCGCUGUAACGCGGACGGAAGCGAUGCGAUCGACUCAGUGGAAUGA
Ostreococcus tauri is the source of this 816-nucleotide messenger RNA. RefSeq names its product unnamed product. The coding region runs from base 1 to 816 and encodes 271 amino acids. The transcript has a single exon. Lineage: Eukaryota; Viridiplantae; Chlorophyta; Mamiellophyceae; Mamiellales; Bathycoccaceae. The record is from RefSeq and is a predicted model, not a curated record.